Molecule: messenger RNA, 2421 nt
Organism: Nicotiana tabacum (common tobacco)
Lineage: Eukaryota; Viridiplantae; Streptophyta; Magnoliopsida; Solanales; Solanaceae
Product: inactive LRR receptor-like serine/threonine-protein kinase BIR2
Biological process (GO): protein phosphorylation
Molecular function (GO): protein kinase activity; protein binding; ATP binding
Source: RefSeq, a predicted model, not a curated record
UUUGGCCUUUAUUCAUUAACAAUUUCCAUUUAUCUUUUACGCAUUAACUAAUGUAUCACCCCCUCCAAAGGCUCCACUAAUGUAAUAGUCAUACUAUACUAGUAAAAUACAGAGAAAAAAAGAAUCUGUAAUUACAGACUGGGUUUUCAUAUUGGCAAGUCAAUGCCUCAGCCGUCUUCGUCUUCCUUAGCUUUGCUAUUUCCUGCCCAUUUCUCUUGUACAUAUUAUCAAACACCUCGUACCAAUUACACAGAGCUGUUAAAUCCCUAAAAAACCCUAGGAGGCUCUGCUCAAUUACACGAUGACUCGUUUCAGAUUUCAGUUAAUUCUGCUUUUUGUUGUACUUCCUCAGUUUUACGAUGCUGCUGUAGUUGAAGAUGAUCUCAAAUGUUUAGAAGGAUUCAAAAAAUCCUUAGAAGAUCCAAGCGGGAAUCUGAUCUCAUGGGACUUUACCAAUUCCACUGUCAGCGCUAUCUGCAAGUUUACAGGUGUCAAUUGCUGGAACGAACGCGAAAAUCGAAUCAACGGCCUCGCUCUUCAGACCAUGAACCUCGGCGGGAAGGUAACAGAAUCGUUAGAGUAUUGUGCCAGCUUAACAACCCUUGAUCUUUCCGGUAACCGCUUUUCCGGUCCAAUUCCUUCGAAAAUUUGUACUUGGCUCCCUUUUUUAACAACCCUAGAUUUGUCCAGUAACGAUUUCUCUGGCUCUAUCCCUGCUGAUCUAGUUAAAUGCGCUUAUUUGAAUAAAUUAAUGCUCAAUGAUAACAAACUUUCUGGAAAUAUUCCCCCUGAAUUUUCUAGUUUCAGUAGGCUCAAAACUUUAUCUGUGGCAAACAAUCGACUUUCCGGUAUAAUUCCGGCAGCUUUCGACUCGGCCGAUUCGGCUAACUUUGAAGGAAAUAGUGGACUCUGUGGUGGACCUUUGGGGAAAUGUGGAGGACUCAGUAAGAAAAACUUAGCUAUUAUUAUUGCGGCAGGUGUCUUUGGUGCUGCUGCUUCUAUGUUGUUGGGUUUUGGUGCCUGGUAUUGGUAUUUCACUAAGGCCGGGAAGAGGAAGAGAGGGUAUGGGAUCGGUAGAGGCGAUGACUCAGAUAGUUGGGCUGAGAAGCUGAGGGCACACAAGCUCACUCAGGUUAUGUUGUUUCAGAAACCGCUUGUUAAGGUUAGAUUAGUUGAUUUGUUGGUCGCCACGAAUAGUUUCAGCAUGGACAAUGUUAUCAACUCGACUAGAACGGGGACUACUUAUAACGCUGUGUUACGCGAUGGUUCUGCGCUUGCCAUUAAGCGGCUUAAUGCUUGCAAACUGAGCGAGAAGCAGUUUCGGGUUGAGAUGAAUAGGUUAGGCCAACUUAGGCAUCCUAAUUUGGUGCCACUUCUGGGAUACUGUGUUGUUGAAGAGGAGAAGCUUUUGGUUUACAAGCACCUGUCAAAUGGUACUUUGUAUUCAUUCUUGAAUCGGAAUGCAAGUGAAUUAGAUUGGCCUACUCGGUUUAGAAUUGGUCUGGGUGCUGCUAGGGGCCUUGCUUGGUUACAUCAUGGUUGCCACCCACCUAUCUUGCACCAAAACAUAUGUUCUAAUGUUUUUUUCCUCGAUGAAGACUUGGAUGCUAGAUUAAUGGAUUUUGGGCUGGCAAGGCUGAUGACGCCUUCAGAUGCAAAAGAGUCUAGUUUUGUGAAUGGGGAGUUGGGUGAAUUUGGUUAUGUAGCUCCGGAGUACUCUAGCACAAUGGUGCCUUCACUGAAAGGGGAUGCUUACAGCUUCGGGGUAGUGCUUUUGGAGUUGGCUACUGGACAAAAACCUCUUGAAGUUACUGCUGGUGAAGAGGGCUUCAAGGGUAACUUGGUGGACUGGGUAAAUCAGCUCUCUGUUUCAGGUCGCAUUAAAGAUGCAAUCGACCAGAACAUAUGUGGGAAGGGGCAUGAUGAAGAGAUUGUACAAUUCCUAAGAAUUGCUUGUAAUUCUGUGGUUUUUCGGCCCAAGGACAGAUGGUCUAUGUAUCAGGUUUAUGAAGCACUUAAGAGCAUGGCUGAAAGACAGGGUUUCUCCGAGCAAUAUGAUGAAUUUCCGUUACUAUUUGGCAAAGAAGCUACUACGAGCAGUCCUAUUUGAAACCGGAAUUUUCAAAGCAUUUCAAAAUGUUACAAACCAAGUGAAUAUGAUGCAUCCUGCUGUAAGUCUUCAGUUCCUACUGGUGUAAGUGGCACGACACCAUUUUGAUUGGUUCAAGACUGUACACCCUUUGAAUAUUGCUGUAUUAUAUUUGCAAAAUGGACAAAUUAUUCUUAAGUAUUUUGCUUGUUUGAAAUAUGUAGUAUAGGAAGCGACUGUUAAUUGUUCUUCAUAUAUGUGAUUACUGUUGCAUAUAGCAUUGGAUGUUAUGUACUCGGAGGAUCCUCGACUAAACGUCUCAUUUCUUGAAA